Molecule: messenger RNA, 2022 nt
Organism: Lagenorhynchus albirostris (white-beaked dolphin)
Lineage: Eukaryota; Metazoa; Chordata; Mammalia; Artiodactyla; Delphinidae
Gene: SLC30A1
Product: solute carrier family 30 member 1
Exons: 2
Coding region: 160-1677 (505 amino acids)
Biological process (GO): detoxification of zinc ion; intracellular zinc ion homeostasis; zinc ion transmembrane transport
Cellular component (GO): Golgi apparatus; endoplasmic reticulum; membrane
Molecular function (GO): calcium channel inhibitor activity; zinc ion transmembrane transporter activity
Source: RefSeq, a predicted model, not a curated record
GGCCCCACGGCAGACUCCCGAGCGGCCCGGCUCGGGCGGUGAGAGCCCCGCGCCGCCCUCCAUCCGUCGCCGGGUCGCCGGGUCGCCGGCCCUCGGCGCCUCGCCGCCGCCGCCUCACGAGUGUCCGGGCCGCGCUCGGCGGGCUCCUGAGCCGCAGCCAUGGGGUGCUGGGGUCGGAACCGGGGCCGGCUGCUGUGCAUGCUGAUGCUGACCUUCAUGUUCAUGGUCCUGGAGGUGGUGGUGAGCCGGGUGACUUCGUCGCUGGCGAUGCUCUCCGACUCCUUCCACAUGCUGUCGGAUGUGUUGGCGCUGGUGGUGGCGCUGGUGGCCGAGCGCUUCGCCCAGCGGACCCACGCCACCCAGAAGAACACCUUCGGCUGGAUCCGGGCCGAAGUGAUGGGGGCUCUGGUGAACGCCAUCUUCCUGACCGGCCUCUGCUUCGCCAUCCUGCUGGAGGCCAUCGAGCGCUUCCUCGAGCCGCACGAGAUGCAGCAGCCGCUGGUGGUCCUCGGGGUCGGCGUGGCGGGGCUGGUGGUCAACGUGCUGGGGCUCUGCCUCUUCCACCAUCAUAGCGGCUUCGGCAACGACUCCGGCCACGGGCACUCGCACGGGGGGCACAGCCACGGCCUCCCCAAGGGGGGCCGCGGCAAGAGCACCCGCACCGGGGGUAGCGACAACAGGGCCCCAGGUGAGCAGGGUCCCGACCAGGAGGAGACCAACAUCCUGGUGGCCAAUAGCAGCAACUCCAACGGGCUGAAACUGGACCGGACAGAUCCAGAAAAGUCCAGAAAUGAUGCAAUGGAAGUACAAGUGAAUGGGAAUCUUAUCAGAGAACCUGACCAGGUGGAAUUGGAAGAUGAUGAUGAUAAGGCUGGACAGCUUAACAUGCGUGGAGUUUUUCUGCAUGUCUUUGGAGAUGCUUUGGGUUCAGUGAUUGUAGUAGUAAAUGCCUUAGUCUUUUACUUUUCUUGGGAAGGUUGUCCUGAAGGGGAGAUGUGUGUGAACCCAUGUACCCCUGACCCCUGCAAAGCAUUUGUAGAAUUAAUUAAUAGUACUCAUGCAACAGUUUAUGAGGCUGGUCCUUGCUGGGUGCUAUAUUUAGAUCCAACUCUUUGUAUUGUAAUGGUUUGUAUACUUCUUUACACAACUUAUCCAUUACUUAAGGAGUCUGCUCUUAUUCUUCUCCAAACUGUUCCUAAACAAAUUGAUAUCAAAAAUUUGAUAAAAGAACUUCGAGAUGUUGAAGGAGUUGAGGAAGUUCAUGAAUUACAUGUUUGGCAACUUGCUGGAAGCAGAAUCAUUGCCACUGCUCACAUAAAAUGUGAAGACCCGACAUCAUACAUGCAGGUGGCUAAGAUCAUUAAAGACGUUUUCCAUAAUCACGGAAUUCAUGCUACUACCAUUCAGCCUGAAUUUGCUAGUGUAGGCUCUAAGUCAAGUGUAGUCCCAUGUGAACUUGCCUGCAGAACUCAGUGUGCUUUGAAGCAAUGUUGUGGGACACGGCCACAAGCCCAAUCUGGAAAGGAUGCAGAAAAGGCCCCAGCAGUUAGCAUUUCUUGUUUAGAACUUAGUGACAAUCUAGAGAAGCAGCCCAGGAGGACUAAAGUUGAAAACAUCCCUGCUGUUGUGAUAGAGAUUAAAAAAAUGCCAAACAAACAACCUGAAUCAUCUUUGUGAGUCUUGGAAAAGAUGUGAUAUUUGACUUUUGCUUUAAACUGCAAGAGGAAAAAGACUCCAUUGAAAUUCUAUGUUUGCCAAGUAGUGUAAUUGAAGUCCUUGUCUGGUCACACAGUUUAAUUCUAUUUUUGUAAGAACAUAAUGGGACUGCUUAACAGAGUUCUAUAUUACAACUUUGUGAUUAUUAGUGCAGAGUACAGCUAUGCUGUAACAGUUUUGGAAAGCCAGUUUUAACACUAUGUUACAUUUUUGUUUAAAGUAAGUAUAAACCUUAUAUAACAUAAUGACAUUUGAUUUCCAGUUUUUCCAUGGUAAAAAAUUAAUUAGGGGGAUAAAUAAAUUAAA